Hibiscus syriacus is the source of this 954-nucleotide messenger RNA. Its product is annotated as tRNA-specific adenosine deaminase TAD3-like. Bases 103 to 954 code for a protein of 283 amino acids. The record is from RefSeq and is a predicted model, not a curated record. NCBI's taxonomy places the organism in Eukaryota, Viridiplantae, Streptophyta, Magnoliopsida, Malvales, Malvaceae. The transcript is spliced from 8 exons.
ACUUUAUAGGGAUUUUGGGCAGCAUAACACAAACUUGGUGCGGUGCUGCCUCUGCUUGGAAGCAACUGUUCUGUUGGAGAAGCCUAUCUUAGUUCCUCGAUAAUGAACAAGCAGCUGCAACAGAUCAUCCAUAUUCCACCCAACCCACCUGUUUCCCCUACCCGCCAACCGACCGAAAAAGUUUAUGCUUCCUUAAUUGAACCGAAACAUGCCAAUACUGUUAUAAGGCGACUUAAUCAGAUUGCACCGCUUCAAAAUCUCCAGCAUUUGAAGAGGAUUAACAAAAAGCAAGUCCAAGGGGGGAAACCAGAGUUGUUUGUCAUAUUAUGUUUGGCUUCUGAAAAUGAAACACAAUCCAAUACUAUGCCACCGGGUGUGGAAGAUGUUGUCAAUUCCUACAACUUGACUCCUUUUAUUACCGAAGUUUGCAAACAUGUUGCAUUAUCAAAGGAGUGGGAAGAACAGUGCAAAUUGUGGCCAACGUCAUAUCAUCCACCAACCUACAAUAUUAAUGGCAUUACAGGGUUUAAUGAAGAGGAUUCUAAAUCAGUUUUCAGUUUUAUGAAGUCCACAAUAGAGUUGGCGAAAUAUGGUGAUCAUUUGAGUUUCAAUGCUGCUUUGAUAGUGGAUCCAUUAGCCGGGCAGAUAAUUGCAAGGGCAUGUGAUGAUGUCUGCUCUUGGCAUAUGGGAACAAAUGAAGCAAAGACAGAAACCUGCCACAUCAAACAGUCGGAAGGAUUCACUUCUGAUGCUGAUGCUAACAGGAUAGCAAGAGAUGCAACUUUGAUUUCAAAUGGCUCAUCUAACAAUCUCCUAAAAUGUGACACCACACUUCUGCUGCGAGGGACCGAUUUGUUCCGUGAUUCUGGGCACGGUGAAAAGUUGUAUGAAGUUGAUUCUACUCAUUUUUUCUCCCUCAGGUUCUCCAGCAAAGAGACAAAGGGUGACCCUUGA